Messenger RNA from Pseudomassariella vexata, 2888 nucleotides. RefSeq names its product GTPase-activating protein GYP7. The record is from RefSeq and is a predicted model, not a curated record. Gene Ontology annotation, molecular function: GTPase activator activity. Gene Ontology annotation, biological process: activation of GTPase activity. Lineage: Eukaryota; Fungi; Ascomycota; Sordariomycetes; Amphisphaeriales; Pseudomassariaceae. The coding region runs from base 179 to 2647 and encodes 822 amino acids. The transcript has 3 exons.
CCUCGCUCUGAAGGCGUCUCAACCCAGAAACCUCACAUGAUUGACUCGAGGACGAAAGAACAAAACCAGUAAUGCCGUGUUUUGAAAAUCUCUAAACUUUAUAUAUUCAGUGUCCCAACUUGAUAGCUUCCAUCGAUUUGAGAAGGCCCAGAAGGGACACGAUCCCCUUCGGCGAGCUAUGACAUCAGAACAAGUCGCCUCGCCAUUGAUUGCGCCGGCUCGAUCUGGGUCACCAACAGGCAGUUUCUACGCCAUGAGCGACGACGAGGAGGGUGAUUACAACACCAUCACACACACAGAAUCUGGACGCGGUGUCAAGCUGCUCUUCAGUAAGAGCAAGGUCUACAUACACCCAACGCCAUCAGCCAAGGACAAUAUCCCCGGCUUCGUCGCUCUGCUCCAGCAGAAAGCCCCGCGGGACGAGCGGCCAACGUCCUCAUCUUCCAAAAUUUCCACAUCGCCCACAUCGUCCGACCUCCUGCUUGCUUGGCUACCCGAGUCAAGUCUGGGAGAUUCGGCCAGCAUUUAUGUCAAAGUUGAUUUGACGGAGGGGGACUCGCCGCCGAAACAGAGCUAUUUAGUUCCACCACCCCCGACUGUCACGACGCAUCGUGGAUCCAUCGGUCACUAUGCCUUCGCCAUACCCGUCAGCGCCAUCUACUCACUCCUCGUGCGGCCGCCAAGUCUCGGUUGGUGGUUCGGGUCCGUCGUGAUCAACACGAGGGCCGGUGACAGCUUCCCGGCCUUGUUCUUUCAUGACAGCGAGUGCCAGUCCACCAUUUUGCAGAAAAAAAAGUUGGCGCGCAACAACUUCGAUCCUUUCGGGGAGCAAGGACACAUGUUUUGGGGUGGUGACGAGGUUCUGCGCUGGCUCAAGCGCUAUGUCAAGAUCGAACGAAGCGGUGCCGAGCCCAACAUCUACCUCGUAGAACCAUCCAAGGAAGACAGCGAGGCAUUCGGAGGCAAGUUAACGUCGAGUACCCCUUCGCAGCUUGGCCGUAAAGACAGUGCCCAUGGUGCAUCCAUCAGGGGAGCUGCAGGCGCCUUACCAGCGGGGCCAAGUGGGCAACGUGAUGCACAGAUGGACCCCUUUAUGAAAUUGGUGAAGGAGACGGGGUGGAAUAUCAUGGAGAAGUUCAGUAAAGUCACCACUUUUACGAGGAGAACUGCCCAGGAUGUUCUGGACAACCCUAAAGUGCCGCCACAGGUCCGUAGGUUGAUGCGCAAUCCCGAGGUGCAGACAUUGCAGGAUGAAUUUGACAGUGCAAGAGUCUACCUGGCAAGAUGGGCCAUGGGUAUAGCAGAACAGAGCGAAAGAGACAGAAGCCAGAGGAUAUGGACGGCCCGGGAUGUCAUGGAGCUGGAGGACACCGAUGUGGGUGAAUUUGAGUUGCUCGAGACGAGUUCCUUGUCGUUGGAGGAACGGCGGAAACCCGUUGGUCGGAAAGAGUGGGACACCUUCUUCGACUCGAAAACUGGUAGACUCUCUGUUACUAUAGAUGAGGUCAAGGAACGCGUAUUCCAUGGAGGAUUGGACCCGGACGAUGGCGUCCGUAAGGAAGUUUGGCUGUUCCUACUUGGCGUUUACGACUGGUACAGCACAUCUGAGGAGCGCAGAGCCCAAAUCGCCUCACUGAGGGAGGACUAUGUGAAACUUAAGGCAGCAUGGUGGGAAAGACUUAUUGAUAUGGGUGGGGAGGGUGAGGAAGGCGAAUGGUGGCGAGAGCAAAAAAGCAGGAUAGAAAAGGAUGUCCAUCGGACUGACCGAACAGUGCCUAUAUUUGCUGGCGAGGAUGUUCCUCACCCUGAUCCUGACUCCCCUUUCGCCUCCGUGGGCACCAACGUACACAUGGAACAGAUGAAGGACAUGCUCUUGACGUACAACGAGUACAACAGGGAACUCGGCUACGUACAGGGCAUGUCGGAUCUUUUAGCGCCAAUCUAUGCCGUCAUGCAAGACGACGCCAUUGCAUUCUGGGGAUUUCAGCACUUCAUGGAACGUAUGGAGCGGAAUUUCUUGCGUGACCAGAGCGGCAUGCGCAACCAGCUCACGACACUCGACCACCUGGUACAAUUCAUGGACCCCAAGCUAUACUCCCAUCUUCAGUCGGCCGACAGCACCAAUUUCUUCUUCUUCUUCCGCAUGUUGCUGGUCUGGUACAAACGUGAGUUCAAGUGGAUGGACGUGCUGCAUCUUUGGGAAGUCUUGUGGACCGACUACCUGAGCAGCAGUUUCCACCUGUUCAUCGCCCUAGCUAUUUUGGACAAGCACCGUGACGUUAUCAUGACGCAUCUGCAGCAUUUUGACGAGGUGCUCAAAUAUGUCAACGAGCUAUCCAAUACUAUGGAUCUAGAAUCAACUCUGAUCCGAGCCGAGUCCCUCUUCCGCCGCUUUAACCGCCUCGUCGAAGCCGUCGACAAGAAGUCCAACUUCCCGAGGCCGCGGGUGCAGUCUUCGUCUUCUUCCACUGCGACAUCAGCAGCAGAAACACAAGAUACGGGCAAGGCGAAGGAGGAGCAGAAGAAGCUUAUCAGCCCUGAGUUGCGAAAACUUCUCAGUCGGAAUGUGGACGUGCUCCCUAGGCAGGUUGUCAAGAAAAAGGGCGACGGAUUUACGGCCGAAGCUGCUUUAUCUUCGAAGCGUUAAGAUGCCUCGUAGAGCAGGUGGGUCGAAGUUGACUCUUGAAACUGGAUAAAGAGCGUCUAGUAUCACGUACGGCACGCAGUAGGAAGGUAGGGAGUAGUUUUGGUAAUGAAUGGAACACUAAGGGCUGGGGCGGCUUUUUCGACUUACUUCAUGCAGGGGCUGCAGAUCGUUCAACAAUGCAAUCAAUGCGCUGAGGUAGCUUUUGUUAAGGCAGACAUGAAUAAUAGCAAUAAUCAAAACU